UAUGUGCUUAUAUAAAUACCCACUUAUACUAACUCAGACAAGAACAUCACAAAGAGUAAUCCAUACACAUACAUAAAAAUAUCUCUAAGAACUCAAACAAUUAAAUCCAAAACCAUCAAUCAAUCAAAGCCAAGUUACAAAAAAAAACCAUCACUCAAUCGAUCGAUGGAUAUGGAGACGAAGAAACCAUACAUGGUGGUGACUAUGAUACAACUCAUAUAUGCAAUCAUGUUUUUGAUCUCUAAAGCUGUCUUCAAUGGUGGAAUGAACACUUUCGUCUUCGUUUUCUAUCGUCAAGCGUUCGCUACCAUCUUCUUGGCUCCUCUCGCUUUCUUCUUCGAACGGAAAAGUGCUCCGCCUCUUUCAUUUGUUACCUUCAUCAAAAUCUUCACGCUCUCCUUAUUUGGUGUGACAUUCAGCUUGGACUUGAACGGAAUCGCAUUAUCAUACACGUCUGCAACUUUGGCCGCUUCCACAACAGCUUCCCUUCCGGCCAUUACAUUCUUCUUGGCUCUGUUUCUUGGAACGGAGACGCUUAAGAUUAAGACCAUACAAGGAACAGCGAAGCUUGCGGGGAUAACUGUGUGCAUGGCCGGGGUCGCUACCUUAGCCCUUUACAAAGGUCCGCCACUGAAAUUACCUAUAUGCCCUCACCUGUAUCAGCACCGGAAUAUUCUUGGCCAUAUCUCCGGUGGUUCCACCUCUUGGCUCAAAGGAUGUGUUCUCAUGAUCACCUCCAACAUUUUAUGGGGUCUCUGGCUCGUUUUGCAGGGACGUGUGUUGAAAGCUUACCCUUCGAAGCUAUACUUCACAACUCUUCAUUGUCUACUGAGUUCGAUCCAAUCCUUUGUUAUCGCUAUUGCAUUCGAGAGAGAUAUCUCAGCAUGGAAGCUUGGUUGGAACCUCCGACUUGUUUCAGUCAUUUACUGUGGAUUCUUUGUAACAGGAGUAGCAUAUUAUUUGCAGUCAUGGGUUAUAGAGAAAAGGGGACCUGUUUUCUUAUCAAUGUUCACUCCUUUGUCUUUACUCUUCACUCUACUCUCAUCAGGAAUUCUACUUUGCCAGAUCAUUAGGCUUGGAAGUAUUCUAGGUGGACUAUUACUGAUUAUAGGACUCUACUGUGUGCUGUGGGGGAAAAGUAGGGAGCUGAAGAACAUUGGUGAUGAGAAGACUGAUCCACAUAAAGAAAACAAUGACGUUUGCAAUGAAGUGAAGGUUGUCAUUAGCUGAAUGAAUGUCUUAUUAGUUUGUAUUAUACACUAUGAUUAUUAUAUGUGUUACUCACUUACUCAUCGUUCACCUAACAGAGUCCAGAUAAGUUUGCUUUAA
Messenger RNA from Raphanus sativus (radish), 1329 nucleotides. Its product is annotated as WAT1-related protein At5g64700. The transcript is spliced from 7 exons. Gene Ontology annotation, molecular function: transmembrane transporter activity. The record is from RefSeq and is a predicted model, not a curated record. Bases 166 to 1230 code for a protein of 354 amino acids. NCBI's taxonomy places the organism in Eukaryota, Viridiplantae, Streptophyta, Magnoliopsida, Brassicales, Brassicaceae. Gene Ontology annotation, cellular component: plasma membrane.